AUGAAUUCAUUGAUGAUAGUGGGUUGUACCCUUCUAGUGUAUUCACCCACAAAGCAAUUCUUUUUCCUCCACCUCCCCUACAUCUUGUCCUGCCUUUCUAGUCCCAAGUGUGUUUUUCUCUUGGUCAAUGUCAUUGUGGUGUUCUUGGUGGGAGAAUCAAGGCUCAGUGGCUACAACAAUUCGCGGAGAUCUUCUUCAACGAGUGAUUUCUACGACGAGUACAUCCGAAGAGCUAGAGCUCAAAGGAAAUCAAUCACAUCAUCCUCGAGUGAGAUAGCAUCGAUCGAGAGCGAGACAAGCGAACAAGAAGAACAACAAGUACUGGUGAAUGAAGAUGCCAAGAAUGGAGAUGAAGUGGAGGAGCAAGUCGAAGAGAAAAUAGAGGCAGCAGUUGAAGAAGUUGAAGCAAAGGGAGGAGGGGAUGAGCUGAAUAGAAGGAUAGAGGACUUCAUUGCAAGAGUUAACAGGCGAAGGCAACUUGAGAUCCAAUCACUUGUUUCUUGUAAAGCUUGA
Molecule: messenger RNA, 513 nt
Organism: Linum tenue
Lineage: Eukaryota; Viridiplantae; Streptophyta; Magnoliopsida; Malpighiales; Linaceae
Source: the annotation of a GenBank genome assembly